Messenger RNA from Penicillium cataractarum, 1269 nucleotides. It is a transcript of the gene sur2, whose product is annotated as sphingosine hydroxylase. The transcript has 2 exons. The record is from RefSeq and is a predicted model, not a curated record. Gene Ontology annotation, biological process: lipid biosynthetic process. Gene Ontology annotation, molecular function: iron ion binding; oxidoreductase activity. The coding region runs from base 1 to 1269 and encodes 422 amino acids. NCBI's taxonomy places the organism in Eukaryota, Fungi, Ascomycota, Eurotiomycetes, Eurotiales, Aspergillaceae.
AUGGCCGUCAACGCCUCGGUCGCCUUCGACCUACCUCCACUACCAGCCUACACCCUGUCCGUGCGAGAACCGCUACUUCCGCCGAUUCCCGAUAACGUUCUCUCGCUGAUAUUGCCCAUCAUCGCCUAUUGGGGCCUGUCCAUGGUCUAUCACUUCAUCGACGUCAAUGGAUACUUUGAGGAAUAUCGUCUCCAUACCCCUGCCGAAGUCCUGAAGCGAAACAAAGUUACUCGGUGGGAAGUAGUGCGCGACGUGAUCUUGCAACAGGUCAUCCAGACCGUUGUCGGAUAUGGACUGUCAUGUUUCGAUGCGGCGGAGACGGUGGGCCGUGAGGAGUACGAUGUGGCCGUGUGGGCUAAGCGUCUUCGACUUCUCCAGAGAGCUAUUCCCCCAGCUUUGGGCCUCGUUGGGAUCGACGCGCUGGGCCUGUCCAAGUCCAUCUCCCAGUCCGGACACACGAUGCUCGCUGGCGUGCUGGCAGGCGGUUCCUACCCCGGCGUGGUACAAUCUCUGAUCCUAGAUAGUGGAGUAGAGGUUGUCGCGCCCGCGUUCGCCAGCUGGGAACUGGCGGUGGCUGGCUUCAUCUACUGGUACUUUGUUCCGGCCCUUCAAUUUUUGCUCGCCAUCUCCAUCGUUGAUACUUGGCAAUACUUCUUGCACCGGGCUAUGCACUUGAACCGCUGGCUCUAUGUGGCAUUUCACUCUCGUCACCACCGCCUCUAUGUUCCUUACGCUUUCGGUGCUCUCUACAACCACCCCGUUGAGGGUUUCUUUUUGGAUACCGCUGGUACAGGCGUUGGCUUCCUGGUUUCCGGUAUGACCAACCGCCAGGCCAUGUGGUUCUUCACCUGCUCGACCAUCAAGACCGUUGAUGACCACUGCGGAUACGCCUUCCCCUGGGAUCCUCUGCAGCACUUCACCUCCAACAAUGCCGCCUAUCACGAUAUUCACCAUCAAAGCUGGGGCAUCAAGAGCAACUUUUCCCAACCCUUCUUCACCUUCUGGGACCGCCUCCUCAACACCCAGUGGAAGGGUGAGGUUAAGCUUCGCUACGAGCGGGCCCGAGAGAGCGCCCAAAAGCAAAUGGACAUGGAUGCUGCUCAAGCCAAGGCCGCAGCGCCGGCUGCGCCCAUCAUUGAAGAGCGUGAACAUGAAAAAGUGGUGGUCUCGCCCGAGGGCCCAGCAACCCGGACCCGCCUCCGACGAAAGACCGUGGACAGUCUCAAAGGCCCCAGUCACGCCGUUCCCGGCAGUGUGCUUCACAACUGA